Molecule: messenger RNA, 1385 nt
Organism: Maniola jurtina (meadow brown)
Lineage: Eukaryota; Metazoa; Arthropoda; Insecta; Lepidoptera; Nymphalidae
Product: ribosomal L1 domain-containing protein CG13096-like
Exons: 5
Coding region: 121-1278 (385 amino acids)
Source: RefSeq, a predicted model, not a curated record
UUGUUGACAUUUCUUGUCUUCAAGCAAGUUUCAAAAAAAUAACCUCAACAAUUUUGUUUGUUUGGACAAUUUAAACUUCUACUUUUAUUUUAAAUUGCACUCUUUAUUCUAAACAAUAAAAUGGUAUCCGUUAAAGUUUCUCAACAGAAACUCGAAAAGAAGAAAGCAAAAAAUGGAAAGAUAAAAAAAGCAAAAACUAUGAAACUAAAAAAAAUAUUACUAAAACCAUCAUCGCCAACACCGAGCGAUAAUAAAGUAAUAGAUAAAUCUACAGAAAUUGUGAAAAAGAAGAAAAAAUCUCACUAUAAAGUGCCAUCUAAAGUAAUAACAAAGGAUCUUGUUAAUUCAUGUUUAAUUGCAUUAGAGCAAUUAACUGCUCAUUAUGACAAAAAGAAUGCAAUUUUUGGUGAUGAAACACCAAUAUUUAUGGAGAUACGUGUCAUUAAAAUUCCUAACACUCGUGCCAACAUGCGAUUUGUUCUUCCUCACUCUACAAUAUCUACAACUGGGGAAGUAUGUCUGGUGACACCGGAUUUAAGGAAGGGCAAGAAGAUUGACCAUGAGCCUACUGUGGAACACUGGGAAGAAAUGUUGAGAAGUGCUGGAGUUACCUCAGUUAAAACUGUGCUACCUAUGAGACAAUUGAGAGUAGAAUAUGACCAGUAUGAACUGAAACGUAGACUGUUAACUCAACAUGAUUUUAUAAUGGUUGACAACAGAGUGUUGAACCAUGUCUCACACGUUUUAGGAAAGAAGUUCUUUAAGAAACAUAACAUGUUAAUACCAGUUAAAAUAAAUGAAAAAAAAUAUUUAAAGGCAAAUAUUGAUACUGGCUUACGCACUGUUAUGUUGCGCGUAAGUGAAGGGCAAACAUCAACUAUUCUUGUGGGGCACACAUCUAUGUCACAGAGCCACAUAAGUGAAAAUAUUUUGGCAUUAGUGCAAAAAUUUAAAGAGAGAUUUCCUGGUGGUGAAGCUAACAUAAGAUCACUGUCAAUAAAAUUGCCAUUAUCAUUGUCGCUGCCAUUGUAUCUUACAUUACGACCAUCAAGCUCAGUCAGAGUACCUAAGAUCAAACAAAUUAGACCAAAGAGCUUUGUCACAUAUGAAGAUGAACUAACAACACAUCUAGAAAGUCUUGUUCAAGUAGCACCAGAUGGAACUGUUCAUUUGAAAAAACUAAAUAAAGGAAAGCCUGAAAAAAGUCACAGUGACCUAGAGAGCAAAGAAGAAACAAGUAAAAAUGAAGACACAUUAUCUACAGAUGAUGAAAAUUGAAACAACUUAUUCAGAAAUCAUGUUCAUUUAUUUUCACAUUAAUUAAAUAUUAUGACAUGUCUGUUGCUUAUUUGAAUAAUCAAAAUAAAUCAUAAUACACAAUAAAA